Messenger RNA from Zingiber officinale, 3416 nucleotides. RefSeq names its product protein PIR-like. NCBI's taxonomy places the organism in Eukaryota, Viridiplantae, Streptophyta, Magnoliopsida, Zingiberales, Zingiberaceae. Gene Ontology annotation, cellular component: SCAR complex. The coding region runs from base 1 to 3390 and encodes 1129 amino acids. Gene Ontology annotation, molecular function: RNA 7-methylguanosine cap binding; small GTPase binding. Gene Ontology annotation, biological process: regulation of translation; cell morphogenesis; regulation of actin filament polymerization. The record is from RefSeq and is a predicted model, not a curated record. The transcript has 26 exons.
AUGGUCCAGCUCGCCUUGAAGAAAUUUGAGCCGUAUCUAUCUGAUCCUGGAGCCCAAAUAUUGCCAAUGUCGAAGACGGCUCCACCAGAGCACAUCCCCCACUUGUGCCCAGCAAGCUCUCGAAAUGUGAUACGAGCAGCGAAUGAAAUGUCGUUCCCUACCGUGCGGCACAAACGGUUUUUACCAUUCUAUUGGGCGGGUGAAAUCUGCACCGGAGGCAUCCCCGUCUUGGAUGCAUCGCAGGCAGUGCCGAAGGGGCUGCACGGCGUCUCCGGCGGCGUCGGAAGCAUCCUGCGACGCCUUCGGCACCGAAGGCGUCGCGGGACGCCUCCUGCGACACCGAAGACACUGCAUGUUCGCCGCCGCCCAUAUGUAGUCACCUCCUUCCAUUAUGUGUCUCUACUUAGCGCGUCCAUGUGUUGUAUAUUCUGUUGUGCGCUAAAUUGUGUGUUGCCUUUGCUCUGCUACGCACUGCACGGUCGUUGCCUCCGCUCUACUGUGCACUGGUUUGGGGUUGUCUCCUCUCUAUUGUUCACUGGCAUGUGUGGGCAUGGAGCCACUUCCUUCGCUCUGUGUGCUACUGCCUCCACUCUUUGCAUCACUACCCCUGCCCUGCAUGCCAUCGUCUCUGCUCUCUGCACGCUGGCGUUGAGGCAACAUCUUUGCAUUCUAGCAGCUGACAUGCAGCGGUUUGCCAGACCUGAAAGACUGAUGAAUGGACCUACAGUAACUCAUUUUUGGUGUAUAUUGAAGUUGCUUGAUGUUUUAGUGCAGCUUGAUCAUCUUAAGAAUGCAAAAGCUAGCAUUCCCAAUGAUUUCUCAUGGUACAAGAGAACAUUUACUCAAGUAAGCAUCCAGUGGCAAGAUACUGAUUCUAUGAGAGAGGAACUAGAUGAUCUCCAGAUUUUCCUGAGUACAAGAUGGGCUAUUCUAUUGAACCUGCAUGCUGAGAUGUUCCGAACAAACACAAGAUAUUUUACAGUUCUUGUGGUCUUAGCAUCCUCAUCUGAUAAAGAGAGCGAGUCAAUGUAUAAGAGGAUAAAGAUAAAUCGGCUUCUUAACAUCUUCAAGAAUGAUCCUGUUAUUCCAGCAUUUCCGGAUCUUCACCUUUCACCAGCUGCUAUAAUGAAGGAAUUGUCAAUGUAUUUUCAAAAUUUUUCAAGUCAAAAUCGUCUUCUCACUCUUUCAGGACCCCAUGAAAUUACCCCUCGCGAGCUGCAAGAUUACCAGAGGCGUUAUUUGAUUGUGAACCACAUUGGUACUAUUCGUGCAGAGCAUGAUGAUUUCUCCAUUCGUUUUGCUUCUGCAUUAAAUCAGAUUGUUGUGCUCCAGUCAAUUGGUACCACUGACAGUGAUUGGUCCAGAGAAGUCAAAGGAAAUAUGUAUGAUUUGGUUGUUGAAGGUUUUCAACUUCUCAGUCGGUGGACUGGGCGGGUAUGGGAACAAUGUGCUUGGAAGUUCUCUAGGCCUUGCAAGGAACCUGCUUCAAUAAGUUCUCAUCAAAAUUCCACUACAUUUUUUGACUAUGAGAAGGUUGUACGUUGGAAUUAUACAUCUGAUGAACGAAAAGCUUUGUUAGAGCUUGUUGGCUUUAUAAAGAGUGUCGGCUUGAUGAUGGAACGAUGUGAUACAUUAGUUGCAGAUGCUUUAUGGGAAACAAUUCAUGCAGAAGUGCAAGAUUUUGUGCAGGAUAGGCUAGACACAAUGUUGCGAACAACAUUUCGAAAAAAGAAAGAUUUGUCCAGGAUUCUUUCUGAUAUGCGUACCCUAGCUGCAGACUGGAUGGCAAACACUAGUAGAGGUGACCCUGAAUUGCGUUCAUUGCCACAAGAAAAUGAGGAAAUAAAGCAAGUUGCAUUUUAUCCAAGGCCAGUUGCUCCAACUACUGCUCAGGUACACUGCUUGCAAUUUUUAAUUUGUGAGCUUGUAUCUGGUGGGAAUUUAAGAAAGCCUGGAGGUCUAUUUGGAAAUAGUGGUUCUGGGGUCUCAGUUGAAGACCUCAAGCAGUUGGAAACAUUCUUCUACAAGCUAGGCUUUUUUCUUCAUAUUAUUGAUUAUAAAGCAACAUUAUGUACAUUGACAGACCUUGGGUUCCUUUGGUUUAGAGAAUUUUAUUUGGAAUCUUCUCGAGUAAUUCAGUUUCCAAUUGAAUGCUCGCUUCCUUGGAUGCUUGUGGAACAUGUGAUUGAGUCCCAAGAUGCUGGACUUUUUCAAAGUAUUCUGAUGCCAUUUGAUAUCUACAAUGAUUCUGCUCAACAUGCACUAGCAGUGCUUAAACAGCGAUUUCUUUAUGAUGAAAUUGAAGCUGAGGUUGAUCUUUGUUUUGAUCAACUUGUUUACAAGCUUCAUGAGAUUAUAUUUUCAUAUUACAAAAGUUUUGCAGCAAGUGCCUUACUUGAUCAAUCCUUUGUCACAGUGUGUGAUGAUGCUGAUAAAUAUUCUACUAAACCUAUGAGAUUUAAUGAGAUUCUGAAUUUGAGGAGAAUCAAGGCAUUGGGUAGGACCAUAAACCUGAGAAGUUUGAUUACUCAGAGGAUGAACAGAUUGUUCCGAGAGAACAUUGAUUUUCUCUUUGAUCGUUUUGAGAGUCAGGAUCUUUGUGCAGUCGUGGAAUUGCAGAAGCUCUUGGAUGUCUUGAAGCUUACCCAUCAAUUGCUUUCUGAAGUUCUUGAAUUAGAUUCAUUCACUAUGAUGCUGAAUGAGAUGCAAGAAUCUCUCUCUCUUGUUUCCUUCUCUAGUCGCCUCUCUUCACAGAUUUGGGCUGAGAUGCAGAAUGACUUUUUGCCCAAUUACAUUCUCUGUAACACUACACAGAGAUUCAUCCGUUCUUCUACAGGAGCACAACAAGAUUCUGAAAAAGCAACUAUUCCAGCUGAAAAACCUUACUUAUAUUGUGGUUCUCAGGAUUUGAACUUGGCAUAUCAAAGCUUAGUGGCUCUGUAUUCUGAGUUCUUUGGGAUUCCUCAUAUGUUUGCUAUUGUCCAACUUCUUGGACCUAGAUCAUUGCCGUGGAUUCUUAGAGCUGUGUUGGACCAUAUAUCAAGUAAGAUCACAGCAAUUGCACCAAGAUUAGCUGGCUUGCAAGAAGCCUUACCAAAGUCUAUCAGCCUGCUGUCGUUUGAUGGUGGUGUAGUAGGGUGCCAAAAGUUUAUACAUGAGCAGCUUACUUGGGGUGCAAGAUCAGAACUUAAAACAGAAGUACUUCAUGGACUGAAAGAAAUUGGAAGUGCAUUGUAUUGGUUGAGCCUUCUUGACAUUGUACUGGUGUUAGGCGAUACGGUGCCUUCAAGAUCGACACUAUACCGGACAUCAACUCAAUGGAAAAUUCCACUUCUCUCUCAGGUGGAAUGCCGGAAACAUCAUCAGAAAAUGCACCGGGAAAGUCUAUGACCACAUCCACUUCUUUAAUUGAUUGG